AUGCCUUCCUCUAUAUGGGCCCUCGCGGCCGCCGUCGCCCCAGCCAUCGUCAACGCCGAAUCCCUCGCCAACGUCUGCAAGACGGCUACGCGCGGCCUGGCCAUCACCUCUGGAAGCCAAUACUUCCCCACAGGUAUCAUCGUCGGUGCCGUCUCUGGCAUCACUGACGGCGGCUUUGGUUGCUCCGGGGGCGGCCGCGAGGGAUGUAGUCAGGCACAGCGGUUUACCCACCAGUUUGACGGUCUUGCGCUGGCGCGCCUAUUUUCCGAUAUAGGCCACACAGCCAUCUCGCCAACCGACGGCGUCAUCGCGCGUUCAGACCUCUGCAAAACCACCUUUGACUUCAAAACCACCGUCGGCCAAGCCUACUACUUCACAGCAAAAGCCGCCAGCAGCGGGCCCAGCUUCCCCACGCCGACCUGGAGCCUGAGUAUGUCCGGCCUUGGCGACGAGUGGGUGGCGCGCUACCUCCAGCUCCGCGACACAAGCGACCUCGUCAGCGUCACCGCCGACACCCUCCGCGACUGGAUGCCCUACGGCAUGAAAAAGUACAUCGACUCCUUAAAGACGACGCACCCGGAGCUCGGCAACAUCCAGUCCGCCGGCGGUAGGAUCCUCCACAUCCACGGCGAGGAUGACGAUUUCAUCCCCGCCGCCUCGUCGGUGCAAUACUACGAUUCCGUCCGGAGCAUCGUGUUCCCCUGCCAAGGGUUCAAUGAGAGCGGCCCGGCCAUUUCACCGCCUUUGGUUAAAAAGGGCGCCGCGCCGGCGACGCUGAAGAACACGGGCGUCGGCAUGGAGACGCUUUGCCGCUGGUUCAUGCGGCCUUUGUGA
Colletotrichum orchidophilum is the source of this 834-nucleotide messenger RNA. RefSeq names its product tannase. The coding region runs from base 1 to 834 and encodes 277 amino acids. The record is from RefSeq and is a predicted model, not a curated record. NCBI's taxonomy places the organism in Eukaryota, Fungi, Ascomycota, Sordariomycetes, Glomerellales, Glomerellaceae. The transcript is spliced from 5 exons.